This is a messenger RNA of Megalops cyprinoides (Indo-Pacific tarpon), 1073 nucleotides long. It is a transcript of the gene cyba, whose product is annotated as cytochrome b-245 light chain. The transcript is spliced from 6 exons. Gene Ontology annotation, molecular function: heme binding. The record is from RefSeq and is a predicted model, not a curated record. Gene Ontology annotation, biological process: superoxide anion generation. NCBI's taxonomy places the organism in Eukaryota, Metazoa, Chordata, Actinopteri, Elopiformes, Megalopidae. Bases 132 to 692 code for a protein of 186 amino acids. Gene Ontology annotation, cellular component: NADPH oxidase complex.
UUGUUCUUCGAAUGAUAGUGUCGCGGAGGUGCAGACUGAACGAUUCGAUGUGACGAGCUGGACAUAAGUUGUACACCAAACAGCGUAAUAACAAUCGAGUUGGCGUUACCAGCGACCGUCGAGUGUUUGCAAUGGGGAAAAUUGAGUGGGCUAUGUGGGCAAAUGAGCAGGCUCUGGCAGCUGGACUCAUUCUCCUCACCGGCGGUAUAGUUGGGGUAGCUGGUCAGUUCAGGGACUGGGAAUUUGCUGCCUACGGGGUGGCUGCAGGUGUUUUCAUCUGUCUCCUGGAGUACCCACGGGGGAAGAGGAACAAGGGCACUAGUGUGGAAAGGACGGGUCAGUACUGUCUAACUGUGUGUGUGAAGGCUUUUGGCCCGGUUACCAGCAACUACUAUGUCAGAGCAGCACUGCAUGCUGCUCUCUGCGUACCAGGGGCAUUUAUCCUGCCUACCGUUCUGGGCUGUGUCUGUCUGGCUAUUGCCAGCCUCAUCUACCUGGCGGCAGCUGUACGUGGUGAGCACUGGCAGCCCAUUCUGCCCAAGACAGAGACUCGGGAGCGAGUGGGAGAGAGCAUUAAGGAGCCUCCCCAGAACCCCCCUCCUCGCCCACCAGCAGAGCUGCGCAGGAAACGACCAGAGGAUCUAGAGGGGGCUGCAUAUGUCAACCCCAUUUCUGUCACUGCCAAUGAAUAAUAACCUCCAAAACUCUGCCAGCUCAGCUCCACCAGGCUUAUGUUAGCUUAUAGGGGUGACCAACCACUCAAUACUCAGAUACCCUGCUCCUGCAGUGUCAUGGGGAGAGAGACGGUACUGAUGUUAUUGCACAUAAAUGAUAAAGCAUAGCUUGCCAUGAAUGGCGAUUGUGAUUGUUUGAUUUAUUUUUAGACAUUGCAGGCUGUUGUGUCCUGUCUUCUCUUUUGGCCCUCCACAAGAUAGAACUAUUCUUGAUUGUCAAUGGCUGCUCAGCUCUUAAUUUCUUUCCUGUUUUCACUCAUCUUUAAAAAACAAUGUGGGUGAUUUUUUUUCAACUGGGUUUUACCUCUUAGUAUAUUAAUACUCAAACCAAAAUGCCAU